Ostrinia furnacalis (Asian corn borer) is the source of this 981-nucleotide messenger RNA. It is a transcript of the gene or, whose product is annotated as AP-3 complex subunit sigma-2 or. The record is from RefSeq and is a predicted model, not a curated record. Lineage: Eukaryota; Metazoa; Arthropoda; Insecta; Lepidoptera; Crambidae. Bases 124 to 699 code for a protein of 191 amino acids. The transcript has 6 exons. Gene Ontology annotation, biological process: Golgi to vacuole transport; intracellular protein transport. Gene Ontology annotation, cellular component: membrane coat; AP-3 adaptor complex.
ACAACUGGCAAAAUCGAUAAGAAUUUUGUCGCAUUUUGUGUUAAUUUUGUAUUUACGGUCAUUUUAAAUGAUUAGCUAAAUCAAUUUUACAGUAAGAAUAGACUUAAAUUGAUCUCUCUCACAAUGAUCAAGGCAAUAUUAGUGUUUAACAAUCAUGGGAAGCCAAGACUGUCGAAAUUCUACCAAUACUUUAAUGAAGACAUGCAGCAGCAAAUUAUCAAGGAGACUUUCCAGCUAGUCUCCAAGCGCGACGACAAUGUGUGCAAUUUCUUGGAAGGAGGCAGUCUCAUCGGAGGGUCAGACUACAAGCUGAUCUACAGGCACUACGCUACCCUCUACUUCGUGUUCUGCGUGGACUCCUCUGAGAGUGAACUGGGCAUUCUAGACUUAAUUCAGGUGUUUGUAGAGACCCUAGACAAGUGCUUCGAGAACGUCUGCGAGUUAGACCUGAUCUUCCACGCGGACGCGGCGCACCAGGUGUUGGAUGAGCUGGUGAUGGGCGGCAUGGUACUGCAGACCAACAUGGCCGACAUACUCUGCCGGCUCGCCGAGCAGAACAAGAUGCAGAAAGCCGAGGCUGGUAUAUCAGCGGCGCCUGCGCGUGCGGUAUCAGCAGUCAAGUCGAUGAACUUGCCUCAGCAGUUGCGAGACAUGCGUCUGCCGGACUUGCCGCAGGCUAUCAAGGAUCUAAAGUUCUGACCGUACACCCAGGGCGGUUACCCUCCAACGCCCGUUGCCAUAGCGACCAACAUCCUAAACUCGAUCUACCCUCAAAACGAAAAAUACCAAAACCUACACAAACCCACAGAAAACUUCGCAAACAAGUUCUUCGGAUCUGAAACUUUGAGCACGAAAUUUUCCGAAACGUUCUCGGAAAAUUACCAACAAACCGAAGGCAUCAGUUUUCCAGAUUAUGAAAGUUCCAAAGCAGAUGGGUAUCAAGAUUUAAGUGGGAGUACAGUGGAGUACGAUUAUACGGAU